This is a messenger RNA of Myxocyprinus asiaticus (Chinese sucker), 1510 nucleotides long. Its product is annotated as retinol dehydrogenase 7-like. Bases 151 to 1158 code for a protein of 335 amino acids. NCBI's taxonomy places the organism in Eukaryota, Metazoa, Chordata, Actinopteri, Cypriniformes, Catostomidae. The record is from RefSeq and is a predicted model, not a curated record. The transcript has 6 exons.
AUCCAAUUCUGUGCUUACAUACUCAUGCCAAUGGUCGACCCUUCAAAGCACAGUGGGAUAAGCACGGGAGUGGUAUUCCGGGGUGCGAAAGCAAAAAUUCACUUGUUUUUACAGGUGCCAGGUUGAACAAGGAGUACUGAAGACUAAGUCAUGGUGUCUGAAGGCAACCUUCUGGACUUUGUUCAGGUGUGGACCAGUAACCUGCUCUGUUCAUGUUCACUGGCGGCUGCAGCGAUCAUCGCCACUGUCUGGUUGAUCAAAGACUCACGUCAAAUCGACGGCAUUGAUAAGAAACAUGUGCUGGUGACUGGAUGCGAUAGCGGCUUUGGAAACCUCGUGGCGCGGCAACUCGACCGACGAGGUUUCCGCGUAAUCGCCGCGUGUCUCACGGAACCUGGUGCCUCCAGACUGCGCUCGGCGGCCUCCCCCAAGCUCAAGACGCUUCUGCUCAAUGUUACCGACAGCGCGAGCAUCGAGAGCGCAUUGGAGUUUGUGCUCAACGAGACCGGGGAGAGAGGUCUGUGGGGGUUGGUGAACAAUGCUGGCAUCUCAGUGCCCAUCGGCCCAACAGAAUGGAUGCAGCUGGAGGACUUUAAGAAAGUUCUGGAUGUGAACCUGACAGGCCUUAUAGAAGUGACGCUGAAGUUCUUACCUCUGCUGAAGAAGGCUCGAGGUCGGGUGGUGAACGUGGCCAGCAUACUGGGCAGGCUCUCUCUCAUCGGGGGAGGAUACUGUCUCUCUAAAUGGGGUGUGGAGGCGUUCUCUGAUAGCUUGAGGAGGGAUAUGAUGCACUUUGGAGUGAAUGUAAGUAUCAUUGAACCAGGCUUCUUUAAAACACAAGUGACCGAUUUGGGUCUUAUUGAAGAUGAUCUGAAGAAACGGUGGAAUAGCCUCCCAGCAGAGGUCAGGAGAUCCUAUGGAGACUCGUACCUGCAGGAAUAUAUCAAGUUGCAGGCGUUCUCCAUGGGUAUUUUUUGUAGUAGUGACAUUUCAAAGGUGACAUCAUGCAUGCAGCACGCUCUCUCAGCACGACAUCCCAGAACGAGGUAUGCGGCUGGUUGGGACGCCAAGCUCUUUUGGAUUCCUCUCUCGUAUCUGCCGACUUGUGUAGCAGACUUCAUCAUGAAUAUUCUGGUACCUUCUCCAAAGGAGACCUGAGUGUUAGUACAGAGAAUUACUGUCGCCACAGUCCUGCUGUAGCACUCUUGUGCCCUUCAGCAAAGCAAUCAAGCCUAGGAUGUUCUAUUCCCUGCAGUUAAAGUACUGCAGGGUUAGUAUGGAUGAAAAACAUUUGCUAAAUGACAAUCAUAAAACUCUCAUGUUGUAGUUCAGCGCAUUAAAACUUGAAACAAAAAGCCUUUUCUUUUUGAAAUGUUGAUAUGAAAUAUUGAAGGGACAAUGUGUAUUUCUUUCCUUUAAGCUGUAAGACCCUGGUGGUGGAUUUGGUCUUCUACAUUAUUAUUAUUAUUAUUAUUAUUUUUUUAAUAAUAAAUGCAAUCAAUUAAAGAUA